Messenger RNA from Manis javanica (Malayan pangolin), 1373 nucleotides. The record is from RefSeq and is a predicted model, not a curated record. NCBI's taxonomy places the organism in Eukaryota, Metazoa, Chordata, Mammalia, Pholidota, Manidae.
AUGGGGGCCACUGGCGAUGUCGAGCAGCCGCGGGGACCCGGCGGGGCUGAGCGGGGCGGCCCCGAGCCGGGAGAUGCGGGCGCAGCGGGGCAGCUGGUUCCCAAGGUGAGGGCGCCCCCGGGGAGGCCACAGCCGGGCCGGCGCUCGGGCCGGGCAGGGCCUCGGGUUCCCCGGACGCUGGUCCGCGGACUAAACAACGCGGGGGCUGGUGCCGCCGAGGAGUUUUCGCUGUCCAACGACCUGGAUUCAAAUUCUGGUGCCGCCCUCCUAGCUAGGAGAGGAUAUGUUUGGGAUGUGGCCCCCAACUGUGUCUCUCUUGAAUGCAGUUUCACAGACCCUUCCAUCUCCAUGGACCUCCUCCGAGCUGUCUUGCAGCCUAGCAUCAAUGAGGAGAUCCAGACUGUCCUCAACAAGUACAUGAAGUUCUUCCAGAAGGCAGCACUGAACGUGCAAGAAAAUGUCGGGGAAGAGGUGGAUGCAGAGCAGCUGAUCCAGGAGGCGUGUCGGAGCUGCCUAGAACAGGCUAAACUAUUGUUUCCUGAUGGAGAAAAAGUAAUGCCCAGAUCGAUCCAUGAGCUUCCAGGAAUAAAGCGUGCCAAGCAGGCAGAAGAGGAAUGUGCCCAUCGUGGAAGCCCCAUUCCCAGAAAGAGGAAGGGACGGCCUCCUGGACACAUGAUCUCAAAUGACCGGGCAGCUGCCGGCAUGGUAUGGAAACCAAAAUCCUGUGAACCAAUUCGCAGAGAAGGCCCCAAGUGGGACCCAGCUCGGCUGAAUGAAUCUACCACCUUUGUGUUGGGAUCUCGAGCCAACAAGGCCCUGGGGAUGGGGGGCACCAGAGGGAGAAUCUACAUCAAGCACCCAUACCUCUUUAAGUACGCAGCUGACCCCCAGGACAAGCACUGGCUGGCUGAGCAGCAUCACAUGCGGGCAACAGGGGGGAAGAUGGCCUACCUCCUCAUUGAGGAGGACAUCCGGGACCUCGCUGCCAGCGAUGACUACAGAGGAUGCCUGGACCUGAAGUUAGAGGAGCUGAAGUCCUUUGUCCUACCCUCCUGGAUAGUUGAGAAGAUGAAAAAGUACAUGGAGACACUACGGACAGAGAAUGAGCAUCGCACUGCUGGAGCAUCUUCACAAACCUGAAGCCCACUCCCCUGGGACACUUGGCAGCUCCCCUCCAUGGCCCUCAUAACCCACAUGGGUGAGGCCACUGCUGGGACUGCUCCUAGAUGAUCUCAGCAGCAUUAAGCUGUGCCUGGGCUAGUUUGUACUCACUGCAGAGCACCCCCAGACUGGCAUGUAGUUAGACCUUUGUAAAGUUAUUGGGGUAAGAUAGCUUGUAAAUAGUUUGUAAUAAACACAGACGGUGAGCCUGC